Spodoptera littoralis (African cotton leafworm) is the source of this 402-nucleotide messenger RNA. The record is from the annotation of a GenBank genome assembly. NCBI's taxonomy places the organism in Eukaryota, Metazoa, Arthropoda, Insecta, Lepidoptera, Noctuidae.
AUGUCGUACCGGAAUUGUAUCAUCAUAGUGGCGCUGGCGCUGACGCUGGCCGCUACCUUCGUGUCUGCCAAGCCUAAGAGCAUGACGCUUCCUAUAGCAAUUAACAAAGCCGUUUGCAGGACAGUGGUGGAAAUUGACGAGGACCUGGACAGAAUCCCAAAAACGAUUAAAGUCAUCAAGUGCGCCGCGGACCCAUAUGAGAUGUGCCCGGCCGCCAAAGGCUUGCGCAUGCGCUGCUGCGGCGCCUUCCCACUGGCCAGCGGCGCGCAGUUCUCAUGCACCGAAGUUCAGGACUCCGUGCUGGUGAUGAAAGCCAAAUCGUUCCGCCCCUACGUCAUCAACGUGUCCGUCGGCUGCUCCUGCAUCAGGCACAGCGUCAGCACCGCCGCCGAGUCACAGUGA